Molecule: messenger RNA, 651 nt
Organism: Sporothrix schenckii 1099-18
Lineage: Eukaryota; Fungi; Ascomycota; Sordariomycetes; Ophiostomatales; Ophiostomataceae
Exons: 2
Coding region: 1-651 (216 amino acids)
Source: RefSeq, a predicted model, not a curated record
AUGCCCAAGGGACCGCUGGAAACCCUGUCCAUCGUGUCCCACAAUACCUGUACUAACGGCGCCUGCCUAAUGCGUCGUGAUGGAGAGACGAGAGAGGGCAAAAGAGCCACUGAGAUCUGCCAAGGCACGAUAAAGCACGCUAAACAGAAAAGGGCAAGGGAAAUGAAAAAUGCAGGAAAGGGGAACCGGGAAUACAGAAUAGGGGCGAGACAGUCAGACCGUCUGCAGGUUGUCUCGGUUAUCAUCAGUGGCUGGCGUCGCUGCGAGGGCCUGAAGCGUCUGCCCGCCAACCACCACCAGCUUUGCCGUUGCCGAAUGCAUACGCAGUUUCGUACAUUUCGCAUUCCAGUUACAACACGACCGGAGGCAUUCGCAGCCUCCGUGCAGUUACCACAGGCGACGGUCACCCAUGGAUCCAUUUCCGACGAAGUAACUUGUGGUUUUACAGAGUACAGAGUAAUUCGUCGUUUUCACCUUGCCUUUGCCGUCGACACCGUACGGUGCCCGCCACAAAGGCCAUCGCGCAGGUCAGCGACUCUUCGUCUUGGCAAGCAUGCCAUUGACGUCGUGCGCCUGCAGAUUGGAGGGGCGGAGGGGGGCGGUGACGGGACUGACAAGGGCAGCAGAGGAAAGGGGACGGCCAAGGCAUAA